CGUCAGUUGAAGCCUGGGCUGAAUCCUUCAAAUUUCUCGCGAUGGAAUACAAAUACGAGACGACGAGACGCUCGCCUUGAGCUUAGGUAGCCAGAGUCAACCCAUUGUCACAGUCCCAAACGACAGCCAGUCAGUCCCAAACGGCGCAGCCAGUCAUUCUUAAACGACGCAGCCAGUCAGUCCCAAACGACGCAGACAGUCAGUCAGUCCCACACGACGCGGCUUAUUUCAAGGGGUCUGAUCAAUUCCAGCUCCGACAAUGAAGACUCGCCAAGCCAUUUCCGUCUUCUGCCUCGCGGCCGCCCAGGUAUCGGGCGUGCUCGCGGUGCCCGAGGUGACAGUCGUGCCUCUCGGCAGCAAGACGUGCGUCAGCUGGCCCAGCUGGAUCUCGCAGCGCGGCGCCGACGUCACGGGCAGUUUCGCGUUCCAGGUCGACCAGGCUGACGACGCCGGGGUCAACGGGCUGCUGACGAGCAGCGUCGAGUUCAACUGGACGGACAUCAGCGGCACGCACAUCACAGUCGACCUGCGCAAGUCGACGAGCUUCGCCAAGCCCUACUACCGCUGCAUCGACGGCAGCGUGCACUACCUGAGCCGCGACACCAUCAUCAGCGUGGCCAAGGACCGCCGCAACGCCUUCCUGACCUUCAGCGCCGGCUACAAGCUCGAGCCGUACGCGCACGAAGUCGCCGGCGUGCGCCAGGAUGGCGUCUUCCUCGGCGCCCUCAACCAGACCACCUGGGGCUUCCACUACGUCUACUCCUCUAAGUGCGGCCAGAUCGACUACUACGAGGUCAAGCUGCAGGGCCUGCCCGACGACCCCGACACGGAGCCGCGUGCUGGCUACGAUCCCCAGUUCCUGGGCUUUAUGAAGGCUGUGUCGUCGUGA
Messenger RNA from Lasiosphaeria miniovina, 889 nucleotides. RefSeq lists its product as uncharacterized. The transcript has a single exon. Lineage: Eukaryota; Fungi; Ascomycota; Sordariomycetes; Sordariales; Lasiosphaeriaceae. The record is from RefSeq and is a predicted model, not a curated record. The coding region runs from base 260 to 889 and encodes 209 amino acids.